This is a messenger RNA of Carassius auratus (goldfish), 490 nucleotides long. Its product is annotated as CD59 glycoprotein-like. NCBI's taxonomy places the organism in Eukaryota, Metazoa, Chordata, Actinopteri, Cypriniformes, Cyprinidae. The record is from RefSeq and is a predicted model, not a curated record. The transcript is spliced from 4 exons. Bases 108 to 392 code for a protein of 94 amino acids.
AUCCUGAGUACAUGACAAGUAUAUAAAAGACACACACAAGUGCUUGUGAACUUAUAAUACAGAACGCUCAAUCCUGCAUUACUUGUGAGCUCUCAUCAAGAAAAAUAAUGAAGACAUUGCUGGUGGUCCUCAUUCUUGUUCUGGCGUUGAACUACGGAUCUGCACUGAAGUGCAACCACUGCGUUCCUCAGGGGGGCACACGCUGCACACCAACUCAAGAGACCUGUGACUCGGGGAAAGAUGCUUGUAUCGCAGCCAGAUUCAACUUCCCUCCUUUCAUGGGCUUCCGGAGAUGUAGCAGUAUGACAGAGUGUCUUAUUCUCUCGAGUAACACUGCCAUGAAAGCUAAAUGCUGCCAUUCAGACCUCUGCAAUAACAUGAUCAUCAUUUAGACUGACGUCUGUCAAACCUUUCCAAGUUUAUAAUUUUACAGAUGUUCAAAAGAGGCUUCACCAUUUCCCAACAAAAAAUAUUAUGAUUUAUAAUAUGG